Messenger RNA from Paramacrobiotus metropolitanus, 3376 nucleotides. Its product is annotated as atrial natriuretic peptide receptor 1-like. Gene Ontology annotation, molecular function: peptide receptor activity; guanylate cyclase activity; ATP binding. The transcript has 21 exons. NCBI's taxonomy places the organism in Eukaryota, Metazoa, Tardigrada, Eutardigrada, Parachela, Macrobiotidae. The coding region runs from base 115 to 3177 and encodes 1020 amino acids. Gene Ontology annotation, biological process: cGMP biosynthetic process; intracellular signal transduction; protein phosphorylation. The record is from RefSeq and is a predicted model, not a curated record.
UCAAUAACAGUUUAUUUUAUAACACUGUUCACAUACAAUACCACUUGCUUCGUUUGCUCAAAGGCCGCUUGUCGUGUCGAACGAGAAUCGGAAUUUGUUGCCAUCGUCGGCUCAAUGAAAUGCGGAAUCUCCAUACUUACUGUCACAGUUUUGCUGAUUUUGCUAAGUGGUAUAAGCAGUCGCCGUUUGACCUUCAUCGUGGUGACCAUCGGCGACAACCCGCUGUAUGGAUUCUAUGCUUCAUGGCCGCAUUACGAAGUGGCAUUUCAGAAGGCUGCCUCCAUGUAUCCCGAUAUUUUCCGCAAUCAUACCGUACAGGUAUUUCACAAACCAGGAUUGCGGGACUGUUUGGACGCUGCAGCGGAGAUGUACGCCACAACCGGAGAUAUCUACGAUCUUCUGCAGAAAACAGACGGAUUUCCUAUUCUCAUGUCGCCGGGCUGCAGUCCCGAAAUGCUGACUCUUGCUGAUUUUUCCCGAGAGGUAAACGUGCCGCUAUUUGCCAGCACAUCAACUGAUGGAAGGUUUGUGAAUCGGCAACGGUACCCUACAUUUCUGGGAUUCGGAUCCACAAGCCAAGGCAACCAGGCACCAGCCACCAUUUCCCUGCUGAAAUAUUAUAAAUGGAGCACUGUCACGUUAUUUUGCGAUGAUCUCAUUCUACAUCCGCCGGCCAGUGCCUUUCUGGGUACUCUGUGCCGCACACUCAGGCCGAUGCUCAGCGGCAAUGCCGGCUAUGAAUUCUAUCUGGAAAGCUACGAUUCGAAAACUGAUCCCGGUUACGAAGCAAGAUUAAAGCGAGCAAAGUCGCAGAGCAGAGUGAUAAUCAUUCUGACUAGAGCGGACGAAUUACGGAAAAUUAUGAUUAUUGCACACAAGCUGAAUAUGACAAACAGCGAAUAUGUAUACAUUCACGCGGUACCAAACCAAGGACCUGAUUAUAUCCCACUGGAAGUCGAUACGGGAUCGCCUGACGAUCAGAUAAUCUUCAACGCCUAUAAACAGCUGAUCGCCUUGACCUUCGUCUUGCCCGACUACGGUCGCAUACAGUCCUACAUGGACAUCGUGAACAAACGGGCAAGGAACGUCUAUAAUUACACCUACGAUUACAAUGAAAAGCGCAAUGAAAUCACCCAAGCCAUUCCCGAGAUGAUCUUCUCUAUGGCAAAGGCAAUUAACGAAUCCGCGACGCCGAUCAGCGGCAUGGAACCCAAGGGAUUCCUCAAUUUGUUUCUGAGCAAGCGAUUCGAUAUUGGUGAUUUUCGAUCUGUUGUGUUCAGUCCCGUGGGAAUGCGGCUAUGUGAUACUUUCUAUUCGCGCUUGAAUACGACGAGCAGGACGUUCGAGAUUGCAUGGCAUUACGAUGCCGUUACCCGCGUCUUUACAAAACUGUCCCACUUGGCGGAUGAAUGGAACGGCAAUUACGCCCCACCGUUAAACCGUCCGGCUUGCGGAUAUCGGAAUGACCGCUGCACAACUGACGCCGACAUCAUGCCUAUAAUCGUUGGCGCUUUGUGUGGUAUAAUUGCUGUUUCCGCUAUCCUGAUUGGAAUUUCGAUCUACUGCAUAAAGCGAUCCGCUUAUAACGAUCAAUCCAAUUGGUGGCUGUUGGAUGCAAACCUACUGGAGCUGCCAAGCCCAGCAUCAAAAUGCGAUGUCAUUGAGGUGGGCAAAUAUCAAGGCGAACCGGCAUGGCUACGUCUGAUUCCCGACAGUGGAGUGCGAGAGGACGAACUGGUUUCUAAUGCAGCUCUACGGAAAUGUCUCGCUCAGAUUAAAGCCCUGCACAAUGACUGCAUUGCGACUUUUUAUGGGAUCGGUUUUCUGGAGAAAACCAUGUGUGUCGUAUGGGAAGCCGGUCGUGGCACGCUGCGCUCCAUUUUCGCCCACGAAACAAUCAUCGCGGAUAGUGCGAUACAAACCUAUUUCCUGUUCAACAUUUUAACGGGCCUCAAUUACAUUCAUAACAGGACGCCUUUCCGAAAGCACGGCAGUCUUUCCAGUCUCAGCGUGAUUUUGGAUGAUCGCUUUACGGCAAAAAUCUGCGAUAUCACUGCCAAACUCUUGCGAAUGACGGCCAGAAGAGAGGUCGACAUUAACGGUGGAGAUGUGGUUGUAGCUCCCGAAGGACAGUCUGGUAGUGCUUCCCAGGAGGCGGAUGUUUACUCCCUCGGAGUAAUUUUCUUUGAGAUAUUACGUGGACAUGCGGUGAUCUCGGCCAAAGAAAUUCAACUUGAGAGCAUGAAAGUAACGACUCCACUACAAACGCAAGCUCGCAACGUGAUUGGUCAGUGUUGCGCCGUUGAUCCCAUUGUCCGACCGACCGUCAGGAGUAUUAUGAAUACGUUGGGCAAAUACCAGCCGAGUGGCACAGUUGUCGGUAGUUUGAUUAACCGCCUUGAAAAGCAUGCCGAACAUCUGGAGCAGACGGUUGCGCACCGCACCGAGGAGCUUUUACUAGAACGGAAGAAAGUUGACCUGCUUCUGGCCGAAAUGAUCCCACCAUCAUUAGUUUCUUCACUGCGGAAUAAGAUCCUCGUGCCUCCGGAAUCGUACGACUGCUUGACGUUAUACUUUAGCAGUAUGGUGGGCUUCGACGUCUUCUGCAAAUCCCGGACACCCUUCGAAGUGUGCACCUUUCUCAAUGAGCUGUACACGUUUGUGGAUAAUCAGAUUGUCCCGUUCGACGUAUACAAAGUGGAGACCAUCAAAGACGGUUACGUCGUUGCCAGCGGGGUUCCAAUCAGGAACGAUAACGCACACUGCAACCAGAUAGCGUCCCUGGCGCUCCGCGUCUUACGCAACUGCACAACGGAUAAUCUUAAAACAUAUCUUCCAAUCAGAAUCGGCAUUCAUAGUGGACCGGUAGCUGCGGGUUUUGUUGGACUUUUGAUGCCCCGUUAUUGCAUUUUUGGGGACACCAUCAACACAGCCAGUAGAAUGGAAAGUCACGGAGAGGGUGAAUUGUCAAAUAUACGACACAUUAUGUUUCGCUACGAUUUCUUUUCAUGGAUCUGGUUUCGCGCAGAGAGAAAAAUCCAUGUAAGCCCUGACACAAAGCGUCUACUGGAAACGAAUGGGGAAUUUUUCCUUGAACCACGUGGACAGAUCAACGUCAAGGGAAAAGGAUGGAUUGAUACAUACUGGCUCAAGCCGGCAAGAAGCGCUGUAAUUUAAUUGUCUGCCAUUUUACGUUUUCCACUGGAAAACGUUUCUACUUGAAGAGCCCUUGUAGUCUUGCGUUAAUGCAGGUCAUUGACUGCAUUGCAUGCAGUAAUAAAGUUUAAUAACUCGAUAGAUGUCUCUGCUAACUGCUUACAUUGCUUACGUAAGUUACGUUAAUAAAGUUAAUAACUUGAUAGAUAUCUCUGAUAAC